This is a messenger RNA of Plasmodium gallinaceum, 465 nucleotides long. RefSeq names its product conserved protein, unknown function. The coding region runs from base 1 to 465 and encodes 154 amino acids. The record is from RefSeq and is a predicted model, not a curated record. Lineage: Eukaryota; Apicomplexa; Aconoidasida; Haemosporida; Plasmodiidae. Gene Ontology annotation, cellular component: cytoplasm. The transcript has 2 exons.
AUGUCAUUUUUAAGUAGCCCAUCUACAAACCAUAUGAUCACUAAUUUAACGAAAAGAACAAAUGAAUUUCAGUCAAAAAUAGAUCAUAUAUUAAAUACUAUAAGUACAGAAAGUUUACCAUUUCAAAAAAAAUCUUUUGUUUGUUGUGUUAAUUGUUUUGAUACAUAUAAUACUGACUUUGAAUCAAUUGGGAAAUGUGUUAAUAACUGUCAAAAGGGAACAGAGCAUUUUGUUCAGGUUGUUCAGAAUGAAAUGCAAAAUUUACAAAAUAAUUUACAAUCAUGUCAGCAAUCAUGCUUUUAUAAGUAUUCUCCUAAUUAUGCUAAAAGUAAUGCAAGCAUAGACGGACCUACUAUAGAAAAAGAAAUGGAGUGUUGUGUAGUAAAAUGUUUUGAUAAACAUGAACCUAUGUUACCAGAAAUAUCUGAUAGAUUACACAAAACAUUAAAAGAAGAAAUGAAAUAA